AUGAUACAUAUCUCUGCCUGUCUGUCAACCACUGUCCGUUUAAAUCUGCCUAUCCCUAUAUCUAUCUAUCUUUAUUUGUUCAUGUCUAUGUAUGUAUUUAUCUAUCUCUGUUCAUAUCUAUCUAUCUAUCUAUCUAUCUAUCUAUCUAUCUAUCUAUCUAUCUAUCACUGUCUGUUCACAUCUAUCUAUCUAUCCAUUACUGUUCACAUCUAUCUAUCUAUCUAUCUAUCUAUCUAUCUAUCUAUCUAUCACUGUCUUUUCACAUCCAUCUCUCUAUCUAUCUAUCUAUCGCUGUUCACAUCUAUAGAUCCAUCUAUCAUUGUUCAGAUCUCUCUCUCUCUCUCUCUCUCUCUAUCUAUCUAUCUAUCUGUCUGUCUGUCUGUCUAUCUGUCACUGUCUGUUCACGUCUAUUUGUCUGUUGAUCUAUCUCUGUUCAUAUCUAUCUAUCUAUCUAUCUAUCUAUCUACCACAUCUUCUGCCAACGACGACGAUCUAUCGAUCACUGUUUGCCCACAUCUAUCUAUCUCUGACCUUUCAUAUCUAUUUAAAUAUCUAUCACUGUCCACUUUGUCUUUUUAUCUAUCAGUUUCCAUAUAUAUUAUGUGA
This is a messenger RNA of Acanthosepion pharaonis, 606 nucleotides long. Lineage: Eukaryota; Metazoa; Mollusca; Cephalopoda; Sepiida; Sepiidae. The record is from the annotation of a GenBank genome assembly.